This is a messenger RNA of Culex quinquefasciatus (southern house mosquito), 2163 nucleotides long. Its product is annotated as vesicle-associated membrane protein 2. Lineage: Eukaryota; Metazoa; Arthropoda; Insecta; Diptera; Culicidae. Gene Ontology annotation, cellular component: plasma membrane; SNARE complex. Gene Ontology annotation, biological process: vesicle fusion; vesicle-mediated transport. The record is from RefSeq and is a predicted model, not a curated record. Gene Ontology annotation, molecular function: syntaxin binding; SNAP receptor activity.
CCAAUAUUGAACCUGCUCAAACGAUCGAAGACCAACCAACCAGACGGACACGUACCAGGGAUUCGAUCCGCGGGUAGUUUCCAGCAAGAAGAAGAAGAAGAAGGGUUUAGGGAAAAAAGUUCAGUAGCUGAAGGAAGAAAAGUAGCAGUGAGAAAGGAAAGUUUCGUGGGGAGGACGGUUUUGCGUGCGUUUUUGGAAAAAAAAUCUGUGAUUUCGACGACGUUGGUGGAGCCUGGUUUUUCCAGCUUUUUCUUCGGUGUGAAAACGAGGGAACCAAUUGAGAACCGUCGAUACUCGCAAGGAUUAGUGCGGUCCACCCUCGUCAUCAUCCUUCCAGCGGAACCCAUCCCCGUCGUCGUCGAGCACCGGUGACCGGGACACGGCCAACACGAGCCGCAGCAGGAGAAGUGCCCCGGAGGAGAAACGUGUGGCCAGUGGCAGUGAGAUUUUUCCCUGAACCACCCAUCCACCGACCGUGAAAAGAGAAGGAUUUCGGAUUCCAGCGGUCCGUUAUAACACCAAACCUACCACCACCACCACCAAAACCACACCAACACACACAAAAUAUGAGCGCUGAUCCAGCAGCCCCACCAGCAGAGUCAGCUCCAGAUGGACUCGCACCGGGAGCGGCCGGUGAGCCGGGAGCGGACGGAAUCGUCGGUGGACCCCGGACGCCCCAGCAGAUCGCGGCACAGAAGCGACUCCAGCAGACGCAGGCACAAGUAGACGAGGUUGUGGACAUCAUGAAGACGAACGUGGAGAAGGUGCUGGAGAGAGAUCAGAAACUGUCCGAGCUGGACGACCGGGCCGACGCCCUGCAGCAGGGUGCCUCACAGUUUGAACAGCAAGCCGGCAAACUCAAGAGGAAAUUCUGGCUGCAGAACCUGAAAAUGAUGAUAAUUAUGGGUGUGAUUGGCCUUGUUAUAAUUGGAAUCCUUGUAGCGAAAUUUAUGCCAGCUGAGCAACCCCAGCAGCCGAUGAUGAUGAUGCCGCAGCAGCCGAUGCAGCAGAUGCCAAUGCAGGUCCAAGGAGGCCAGGCGCCGGCGGCAGCCCCUGCGGCACUCGUCCAGGACAUUGCAUCGCUAGUUUCCAAUCAGCAUCAGUUUAAAAACUAAACACACAGAAAAUUAGGCAGCAGCAGCAGCCAGAGAGAAACAAAAUCAUAAGAGGGAGAAGAAAAAAACUUAAAGUUAUUCAAAAAAGGUAAAAAUAAAAAACAAGAAAAAGACACACACACACAGCUCACAUUAAAUGAAACAAUUUGAACAAAAUAAUUAACGUAUAUAGUGACGAAAAACAAACUCUUUACAUAUGAUCUAUUAUACAUAUUUAUCGAACAAGAGAAACCAAAAACUAAAAAAAAGAUCGUUUAUUUUUACCUUUGUCAUUGAUUAUACCUAACUAAAUAAAUUUCUAUAUGUUGUUACUGAUCUCGUUUAAUGUUUUGUCUAAAAAGUUGCAAAACAAAAAAGGGCAAACAAUACAUUCUUCGUUAGGAACGUUACUCCAAGUUUUCCACGAGCCUUUCUUCUUUACAACAAAUAAAAAAAUAAAGAAGAAAGUGCGAAAUGUUCUAAUGAUGAUACUCAAACGAAACCCAGUUACAUUAACCAGUACUAAAAGUUACAGCAAGAAAUACACUUAACGCAACCCCUCGAGAAAAAAACAAACCAACACACACAUAAAUUCCACCAAUCAACCAUAAAAUGCACUCUCAUGUCUCCAAGUGUCGCAAAAACACCAACAAAAAAAUCUGUGAGAAACUACUGAGAAGAUCAACAAUAGACAUCAAAGUGAAAAACAACUCAAAACUACACAAGUUUUCGUUGACUAACUUCACAAAAGAAAAGAAAAAAAAACAAAUAUCCUUAAGUUUCAACGAGAUAAGCAAACACCCAGACUCGUUGUUUGGUUUGCUAUAAUGGCAAAGAAGAAAGAGAGCGAGACAGCAUGGAGUUAGAACAAACAAAAAUUGUUAUAAAUUUGAACUUUAGGAAAACACAAAUUUACUAUAGGACACAAUUAACAAAAAAUAGUGGGAAACCAGCAAGCUAACAAGCAAAAAAAAAUACUACUAAACCGAUAUAAUCAUUAGCGAGAAAAGAAAGAAGAAGAAAAAACACGUUAAAACGGUACGACUUUUGUCAUUGUUUCAAUAGAAAA